CACAAGGACACAUUUGAACGUGCGAAGGUGUUACAUCGCGACCUUAGUGUUGGAAAUGUCGUCAUUUACAAAGGGAAGGGCUAUCUCAUCGAUUGGGAUCUAGCAAAGCUAGUUAGCAUUCAGGGUCCCCGACAAAAAAUGCACACGGGAACCUGGCAAUUUAUGUCUGCCUACCUCGUCGAGCAUAGCAAUGCCAUACAUGCUGUUGAGGAUGAUCUUGAGUCCAGCUUCUACAUUAUUCUGUGGAUGGCUCUUAUGUACAAGGAGACUUACAUGGACAUUUUCCGUCGGUCAAAGCUCAUCUCAGCCUGUGGUAGUGAUUUUCAAUGA
Molecule: messenger RNA, 330 nt
Organism: Suillus fuscotomentosus
Lineage: Eukaryota; Fungi; Basidiomycota; Agaricomycetes; Boletales; Suillaceae
Exons: 2
Biological process (GO): protein phosphorylation
Molecular function (GO): protein kinase activity; ATP binding
Source: RefSeq, a predicted model, not a curated record